CCUUGAAGUCAUGCCCAAUCACUUCUUUAUGUUACCUCUAAGAACUAUUUUAAAAAAAAUAAUUGCACCUAAGCUAUGUAGCUGAGCUUCCGGUGUUAGUAUCACGCAAGAUACCUAUACAUCACGUAGCCGUACUAUCCAACUAACCUUAUCAUUCAAUGGCUUCAACACACGUUAUGAGUCUUUCAGCCGCACAACCGAUACUUUAAAGGCUGUUUGCGCUUCCUUAGUGACCACCAUCAUCAACAAUUUCUCAGAUUUAGAGAUAGACCUUAUACGAGAGCUAUACGAUCGAGUCGAGAUACUAACAUCGCCUAUGAACGCUCAGAAAUCAUUGACGGCGGUUUUGAGGACUCCUAUAUCUACUUCGCAUACACCGCAUACACCUCAUAUAUAUCAUACACCGCAGCCACCGCAACCACCGUUUUCUACGCAAUUAGACCCGCCUGAUACAACUACCAAGGUGCACACAAGCCUGCAAGGUCGGCUUUGGAAUGAAGUCUAUGAUUGUCUUAAGGCCGAGCAGCCGAAGUUGGUGGACGCAUACGAGACACUUCUAUCGCGCGAACUUAUCGAAGAUUUAAGCUCAACAGAUGAAGCGGUUCAAAAUAAUGAUAUUGAUCAGACGAACUCGGAGAGGAGACGGUCUCAAAUGCACCGGCUCGUCCAAGCGGGAUUAGAGAAGACAGGCACGGAGGCUACAGUAAAGCAAAAUAUCCAGGGGACAAUGAAUUACAUUUCCCCCGUCAAGGAAUUCAUUGACAUAGCUGUUAAGUCGGUUCCGGAAGCUGCUAUUGCGUGGACUGUCUCAGGAUUCUAGAUGUCUCAUCUAGAAUCCUGACAAUGAGGAAGCUAAUCGGAAUAGGAAAAUUCAUCUAAUCGUGGAUUACUAGAUCGUGCCCAUGAUUCCCGUAGAUUUAUCCUUC
Molecule: messenger RNA, 926 nt
Organism: Daldinia loculata
Lineage: Eukaryota; Fungi; Ascomycota; Sordariomycetes; Xylariales; Hypoxylaceae
Exons: 2
Coding region: 317-820 (167 amino acids)
Source: RefSeq, a predicted model, not a curated record